UUCACAUUCAACAGUUAUAUGCUUUCUAUUUUUAGCACGACAGAUCCAUUCCAAUAGGUUUCUCUCUAUUAUUGGUUUAACUGUCAAUUUCAGAAAGCAAAUGAAGCAGAGGUGCCUGUUCUUGAGCCCAAAUUUCGCUCACCUAAAUGGUGCAUGUGAUUACAUGUGUUACUUUAAGCCACUAUAUAUACAUGCACCCCACAGUUAUGAAUAACAUCUCAUAUUAAGAAGUGCUUGUGAAAUUACCUUCGGCUUUUUCAAGAUCAGAAUUCAGAACAAGGAAAUCAAAAAAUGGACAAAUCCCAGGACAUGAGCCAUCAAGCUGGUCAAGUUAUGGGACAAGCUAAGGAGAAGGCAAGUAACAUGAUGGACAGUGCAAGCAAUGCUGCUCAAUCUGCCAAAGAAUCAUGCCAAGGGGCUGGCCAACAGAUGCAGGCAAAGGCACAAGGUGCUGCUGAUGCUGCCAAAAACGCAGCUGGGGCUAACAAAUGAAUAUAAUGGAGAUCUCUCCAACUUCAAGUGGCUAUUUGUCUCUUCCAGAUUUUGGUUUUUGGAUUUUCUGCAUUUGUUUGCUUUUGCUAUCUUUUGCUUUUAGCAUUUUUUUCCCUUUUCAGAUGAACAAAUAAGAUUGUUUGUGUAUCAGCCACUUGAAUGAAGACAUUUUGUUUUUAGAAUAUCAUAUAUUAUAUAGUUCACAGACAACCAUUUUUCAAUAAAAAGACGCAGG
This is a messenger RNA of Vigna umbellata (rice bean), 727 nucleotides long. RefSeq lists its product as uncharacterized. The record is from RefSeq and is a predicted model, not a curated record. Lineage: Eukaryota; Viridiplantae; Streptophyta; Magnoliopsida; Fabales; Fabaceae.